Molecule: messenger RNA, 183 nt
Organism: Prunus armeniaca (apricot)
Lineage: Eukaryota; Viridiplantae; Streptophyta; Magnoliopsida; Rosales; Rosaceae
Source: the annotation of a GenBank genome assembly
AUGGCUGGUCCAUCCAUCGGUUGGACGUCAACAAUGCCAUUCUUCAUGGCACGAUCAGUGAGAAUGUUUAUAUGUCUUGACCUCCAGGUGUCGUUGACCCCAACCUUACUUCUCAUGUUUGUAGAGUCCAGAAGGCUCUCUACCACCUUAAGUCGGCGCCUCGAGCUUGGUACACGAAACUGA